AAGUCAGAGUGCCAAUCAGUCCAAGCCUCUAUUCUCCUGUAUGAGGGGAGUCAAAGACCAUCAGACCCCAAAGGAGUCCAUAUCCAGAUCCCCACAUCGCUCUGUCUCUUCCCCCUCCUCCAUCUCUCCCUCCUUUCUCCUUCUAUGUGAGAGGCAGGAGGAGUUCAGGAAGAACAUAAUCUCUGCAAAAACCCAACACAGCCCCAAGAAGAAAACUAAACCCCACUCCCUGAGGUCCCCCCACCCCCAAGAGCUAACAAUCCAUCGGGGCCUCUGGGAGUGAGAGCUAAAAAAAAUGGAGGGGAAACUAAUUCUUCUUUCUGUGUCUCUUUGCUGCUUGGGGUGGAUGCCAGCCUCCGGACAGGUGGAGAAGGUCCGAGUGAUGUUCACUCCUAUGAUCUGUCGUGUGCACUGUGUGGGCGACCGGUGCACUAACCGAUGUGAGAAAGGAAACAUGACCACCGUCUAUAGUGAUGAAGUGGCCAAGAACAAGGGAGAACAUGGAUUCCGAGCCUUUGUUUGCCCUCUACUGUGUAAAAAUGGAGGUAUAUGCGUUAAAAAGGACCAGUGCCUCUGCCCGCCAAGCUUCACUGGGAAGUUCUGCGAGACUUCUUUAUACCCUGGCGCAGGGAUCGCUGCAUACACAAUCAGAAACAGUAGCGUGGAACAGAAUCUGAAGACUAAAUCUGUGCACACAUUACCUCUGUCUAACCAUCAGCCGGAGAAAGAUGGAGCAUCAUCCCUCGUUAAUGUUCACAUAGAACACCCUCCCGAGGCCUCUGUGAACAUCCAUCAGGUGGAACGCGUCGACGGUCGUGUUGGCCUCGCAAAUGCUGACCACAGGGGCUUCUCCCGUCACCAAGAGAACAGGGUCCCCCUGUAUAGAAUACAGGCUCAAAGCAGCCCCAGAAUCAAUGGCUACACUGAAAACUCUGGCUACGGCCUCUGCUUCCGACGACUGGAAAAUGGACAGUGUGGUUCACCUAUCCCUGGCCUGAGGACUCAGGAUAUCUGCUGCCGGGGGUCUGGAGUGGCCUGGGGGAUCCACGACUGCACACCCUGCCCUGGGUUCAAUGGAGAGGGUACAUCAGGAAGCCUUUUGCAAUCACCUUGUCCUAAAGGUUUUGAAAGAAUCAAUGGAACAUGUACAGACAUAGACGAGUGUAAGGAUCCGUCAUUGUGUCAGAAUGGUGACUGCACCAACACUAGAGGGAGCUUUGCCUGUGUGUGCAAAGAAGGCUACCUUCUGGACUCCUCAAGGAGCAGCUGUAUAUCUCACCACGUGAUCUCGGAAGCCAAAGGUCCCUGUUUCAGGAUCUUGCGGGAUGGUGGUUGCUCCCUUCCUAUCCUUAGGAAUAUCACUAAACAGAUUUGUUGUUGCAGUCGUGUAGGAAAAGCUUGGGGCAAAGGUUGUGAGAGUUGUCCUCCCUUUGGCUCAGAGGGAUUUAAAGAGACAUGCCCUGCUGGUCCAGGUUACCAUUACUCAGCCUCAGACUUGAAAAUUAACCAUCGCUAUGUUGGUCACGAUCAGACUAGAGUUCCUGUAGCGCGUCAGCCUGGAUCCAGACUACUGACCCCAACCACUGCUGUACCACCACAGAAGCCUGUCACAAGUCGUCUCAUUGUGGAGGACAGAAGACCAGAUGAUCAGAGCAGGGCACGUGCUCCGCCACAGAGCCCAGAUAGGACACGGCUACAAACCGACAGGUCACCUUAUAUUAUACAAAGAAUUCUGCCCACCCGGUCACCAUCACAGGUGGAACGUAUAGAGCCUGAAGUGGAGUCUCCCCCUCAGGAAGCCAACUUGUGUGAGCGGAAUCCACAGAUCUGUGGUCCUGGACGUUGUCAGCCGCGUCCCGGUAGUUACACCUGUGUGUGCAACAAUGGCUACUGGUUGAGCACACAAGGCACCCAUUGUAUUGAUAUGAAUGAAUGUCAACAGAGGCCAAGCCCGUGUGUCAAUGGCCGCUGUGAAAAUACAGUGGGCAGUUUUCGCUGCGCCUGCUCGGCCGGUUUCAGCACCAACCCACAAGGCACCGAGUGUACAGACAUUGAUGAAUGUAGCAGCGGACAACAGCUCUGUUCCAAUGGUCGAUGCGAAAAUACUGCUGGCAGUUACCGAUGUGUCUGCCCAUCAGGCUUUAGCCUCAAUGCGCAGGGAAACACGUGUGUAGACAUCGAUGAGUGUCGGGUUACUCCUAGACGGCUCUGUCAGAACGGUCGAUGUGAGAACACCCCUGGAAGUUACCGCUGUGUGUGUCCUGCUGGGUUCACUGCCAACGUGCAGGGCACAGAUUGUCAAGAUAUAGAUGAAUGCCGCCAAACACGUCCCUGUGGAUCUGGAAGAUGCCUCAAUACUCCUGGAAGUUUCCGCUGUUCUUGUUCAACCGGGUACAGGCUGACCCCACAGGGCACUGACUGUAUUGACAUUAAUGAGUGUGAAAAUCCUGGAGCCUGUGCAGGUCAAGAGUGUGUCAACACCCCAGGGUCCUUCCAAUGCAGACAGUGCCACGCCGGAUACAGGCUCCAGAACCGCCGCUGUGUGGAUAUCAAUGAGUGUCUGACUGAGUCUUCAUGUGGACCUAAUGGAAAGUGUAUCAACACUGAUGGCUCUUACCAGUGUGAAUGUGCGCCUGGAUUCAGACUGAGCAGUGACAGAACGCAGUGCACAGAUAUCAAUGAGUGUCUAGAAGGAGACUACUGCUUCCCACGUGGUGAGUGCCAGAAUACAGAAGGCUCUUACAGAUGCGUGUGCGCAGAGGGCUAUGUUACUGCUCUUGAUGGUUCAUCAUGUGUUGACAAGGAUGAAUGUCAGACAGGCACCUUCUGCCAAGGAGGACGCUGCACCAACACCCUGGGGUCCUUCCAGUGUCUAUGUCCUACUGGUUUAAGAGCCACUCCUGACAACACCAGGUGUAUAGAUAUCGAUGAAUGCCAGGAGCGAGGAGCAGCCAUCUGCGGUACACAAACCUGUGAAAAUACACUUGGGUCCUAUAGGUGCAUUGCCUCCUGUGAUAGCGGAUAUAGAGUAACAGCCUCUGGUGACUGUGCGGAUAUUAACGAGUGUGCUAAUAACUCGACAAUCUGUGGAGACAACGCUGUGUGUGAGAACCUUAUUGGCUCCUACCGAUGUACCUGCAACUGGGGUCAUGAGAUGUCCAGUGAGGGUCAGCACUGUGUAGACAUAGAUGAGUGUCUAGAAUAUGGAGAUUCAAUCUGUGGAUCGAUGCGAUGCCAGAAUACACCAGGAUCCUACAAAUGUAUAACUGACUGUGAGCCCGGGUAUCAGCUUUCUCCAUCUGGAGACUGUACUGAUAUCAACGAGUGUCUAAAUAAGACUGUCUGCGGAGAGCAUGCCUUGUGCCUCAAUCUAGUGGGAUCCUACCAAUGCCUGUGUGACCAGGGCUAUGAGGGGGAAAGGGGCGACCAGCGCUGUGUGGAUGUUGAUGAGUGUGAGACCUUACAAGGAGUAUGUGGGACAGCUCUGUGUGAGAACGUGGAAGGAUCCUUCCUCUGUAUCUGUCCUACCAGCAAUGAAGAGUUUGACCCAAUGUUCGGAAAGUGUAUACCGACACCCUCUGCGGCCCGUCCAGCAUAUCCAAGCAAUACUGCCCUAACCAGGGUGGAAUUUGUGCCUACUCCAGGCCUCAAUGAAUGCUACUACAACUUGGAAGACUCCAACGUGUGUGAGAACGUGCUCUCCAGGAAUGUCAGCCAGGUUGAAUGUUGCUGUACAGUUGGCAAAGGAUGGGGACAAGCAUGCCAAAUCCAGAGAUGUCCCAGCAUGGAAUCAGCUGAAUACCGAAGGCUGUGUCCUGAGGGAGUUGGCUAUAUCACAUCAGGUCAAGGAAGCAAAGAUGUUGAUGAAUGCAAGCUCUUUGGGCCAGAACUGUGUAAAGGAGGUGUGUGUCUUAAUAAGGAUCCGCUGUUUGCCUGCUACUGCUCUAAUGGCUACUACUAUGACGUCCAUCAAAUGGAGUGUGUAGAUAAUGAUGAAUGUCAGGAUGAAGACGUAUGUGAAGACGGCAGUUGUAUAAAUACAGUCGGAUCCUAUUUCUGCACGUGUAGUCCCCCGCUGGUGCUUGACACGUCACUGAGGAGAUGCAUCACUAACACAAGCCAGUCUAUAGAAAACACUAUAGGCGUGUGCUGGCGAACAGUCGGAUCAGAUCUGCUGUGUAAGCGCCCUCUAAUGGAGGCGCAGACAACGUACACAGAAUGCUGCUGCCUCUAUGGAGAAGCCUGGGGCAUGAAUUGCGCUCUUUGCCCGUCCAGAGACUCUGAUGAUUUUGAGGCUCUCUGCAGUGACUUCAGAUCUCCAGGAUAUGGAAAUCCAGCACCUCCUGCUCCUGAUCCGUAUGAAUAUGGACCAGAAUAUGGUCAAGGUUAUGGAGUCCCAUAUGGAGCUGAUGCUUUUGCGAACCCUGCUCCUGGAAUAGUCAGACCUGGAUAUGAAGCCUACCCUGCACCUCCUGGAGUAGGGUUUGGAUCCCGUCCACAGCCUCCCUAUGGUCCUCGAGACUCUGUGUACAGCCUCCCACCUUUUGAGUCUCCAGACUUUGAGUCUGAUAUUUCAUAUCCAGACACAGGUUUAGAUGAGUCAAGACUACCUUUCCGAAGACCAGAAACUCCUUAUGAUCCCAGACUGCGACCAUCUCCACCACGUACCAGACCAAGAAGUCCUGGCUCUGCUGGGGUUGGAUUAGAGGAUGGACGAAGGACACAGCCACGGAGGCCUGGAGGACUUGAUUCAGAUGGCUUUCCAAGUUGGAGAGGGGGGCUGAGGGAAGCAUAUGAUGACCGAUAUGAGCAGUUUGAAGGUCUCCAAGCCGAAGAGUGUGGGAUCCUCAAUGGUUGUGAAAAUGGUCGAUGUAUUAGAGUCCCAGAAGGUUAUACUUGUGACUGUUAUGAUGGUUACAGGUUGGACAUCACAAGAAUGGCAUGUGUUGAUAUAAAUGAAUGUGAUGAAGCUGAGGAUCUCUCUCUGCUGUGUCUGAAUGGGCAGUGCCAUAACACUGAUGGGUCCUAUGAGUGCACCUGUCCCCGUGGCUACGUCCUGUCUCGACAACACAACUACUGUGUCCCUUCCCAGGAAUAAAUUACCCACAGUCGAUUCCAUGAAGAACCAAAGACUUCCUGCGAUGGCGAGUCUAUGUCCACGUCGCUGUGUGUGGAAUGAGGGGGGUGGGGGGGGGAGCUUGCGUGAAAGACAGUAGGAAGAUAUUUAUUUUUCUGUAUAUAUUGCCAAAUGUUUAAUGGUCUUUUUAGUGCAGUCAGUUGUGGGCAACCCAUGAGAGUUUUAUGUUAAUAACUAGGGAUGAGCGAAUCAAUAUGUCUCAUUCCCACGGUGAAGAAGUGCCCACCCUCUGCUUGACUGACAGGGCCGGACAUCUUGUUGGGUCCUGUCAAUCUCGUGCCUGCGUUGCUCCUCCAAGUAGCGGCGCAAGCUCAGAGGCUCUGCUUUGGUUUCUGUGCAGCGCCUGUUCAUACGCUGCUACCUGGAAGUAUAGCGGUGCGUCGGCAGUCGUUUGCUCCAGAAACGGAAGCAGAGCUUCUGCGCUUGCGCCGCUACUCGGGGCAGCUGUGCAGACGCGAGAUUGACAGGGCUGGGAAGAGUUUUCCUGCCCUGUCAAUCAAAUGGCAGGUGGGCGCUUCUUCACCUGUGGGGACAGUCCCUCACAGGCGAAGAACUUUUGCUAUUGAGAUAAUAGUCUGAAUCAAUUUGCUUGUCCCUAUUAAAAAACUUUAUCACAAUUGCUUAUUUCUUAAAGGAUGUUGGGAACAGAAGCAACCACUGUUUUAUGUCUUCAGGUCUGCAAAUUAGCUCUCCUCACUAGUGCCACCUACGGGUAACUAGAGAGAGUUGUCUUCCCUCUGGAGGAGAGCUCAUUUGCAUACCCCUUUUUCCCAGGGAUCAUUGCCUGUAAGACUCUUUACACCAGCUGGAUCUCCACAAGGAGAACCAGAACCCCGCCAAAAGCUGUCUUCAAGUAGUUAGACAGGGGGUGGAAAAAGUUUAGAAAUCUAUUCGCAAAGGAUGGAGACAUGGGGGCACAUUUAUCAAGCUCGCCUGUUUUUGCCCAUAAAAUUAGACAGGUGUGUUUCAGUCUUCUUUCUUUUGACGAGCAUUUAUUAAAAGUCGCAGAGCAGUUCAUGAAUUAGACUCAGCAUAUUUUUAUUGGGCUGCUCUCUGGUGGUUUCAGUUAGCCAGGUUCAUAUUUACUUAGGCUGGUCUACUGUAUUUGCACAUGAAAAAAGUUGAAUUUUCGCGGAGAAAAGUGGCAUGUCCUCAGAAAAGUGCGACUUUUAAUACAAAAAAAAAGUUGCACUUCACCACUGAAAACAGACGAAUAAAAGUACGCCACCCGUGGAGUAGAAAUUAGACUGUUUUUGUGAGAAAUUCAGGCGCACAAAAAGGUGAACCUACAUAAAUGGGUGGGAAAAAAGUUGCAUAAGUUAAAAAACUUCAGAAUUAGUCUAAAUGACCACAAUAGUCAAAUAAGGAGCAAAAGCCUCCAAAACAGGUGCGAUUUCAGUAGUAAAUGCGAC
This is a messenger RNA of Bufo bufo (common toad), 6549 nucleotides long. It is a transcript of the gene LTBP4, whose product is annotated as latent transforming growth factor beta binding protein 4. The transcript has 31 exons. Gene Ontology annotation, molecular function: calcium ion binding. The record is from RefSeq and is a predicted model, not a curated record. Bases 296 to 5098 code for a protein of 1600 amino acids. Lineage: Eukaryota; Metazoa; Chordata; Amphibia; Anura; Bufonidae.